Messenger RNA from Podospora pseudopauciseta, 3630 nucleotides. RefSeq lists its product as uncharacterized. NCBI's taxonomy places the organism in Eukaryota, Fungi, Ascomycota, Sordariomycetes, Sordariales, Podosporaceae. The transcript has a single exon. Gene Ontology annotation, biological process: monoatomic cation transport; copper ion homeostasis. Bases 1 to 3630 code for a protein of 1209 amino acids. The record is from RefSeq and is a predicted model, not a curated record. Gene Ontology annotation, cellular component: membrane. Gene Ontology annotation, molecular function: P-type divalent copper transporter activity; ATP hydrolysis activity; ATP binding.
AUGGCACCCACCAGCGGCACGCCUGCGCCCGCCUUGCCGACUGAGACUGCCACGACCUCAUUCCUCCUCGCAAACAUGCACUGUCCCACCUGUGUCUCGACUAUAAAGACUGUCUUACAAGAGUAUGGCAGCAACAUCGUCAAAUGGGUUUCACCGAACAUCGUUACGUCCGUGGUCACUGUUGAGCACAGUCCAGCCGCCUCCCUCCAGCACAUGCAUAAGCUGCUCGAGGAGAACGGCUUCGAGGUAUGCGGUGUCACAACAUCGUCUGGUAGCAUCUCGGAUCUCGACAUGGGCAUGGAAAUGGGAGACCUCAACCCCUACGGAGAGGGAAGCUCCUCUCAGAAUGAGCCGUCCGGUUCCGCACUGGCCCGAUGGAUGAACCCUUUUCGACCCCUUGCCUCGAAACCCGAGAAAGUAAAGGCCCAUCUUCAAAACUGCGCGCACUGCCAAAACUCGAAGGAGCAUGAACUGGAAGAAAUGCACCAUAUCGAGAGCCUUGUUCCCGUGCAGACAAACACGAAUCGUACCAGCUUGUCUGUCAUCCAGGAAAAGGAUCCACACACCUUUGUCGCGAUCGAAAGUGCCGACGCCUUGUCACCACAGCCAAUAUGGAGAGCCACCCUUGCCGUUGGAGGGAUGACCUGUGGAGCUUGCGCCAACAUGAUAUCGGAAGGACUGAAGCAAUACGACUGGAUCUCCAAGACCACUGUCAAUCUUCUCAACAACAGCGCCAUUGUUGAUUUGACAGAACCAAAUCGAACAGACAACCUGGUCCGAGUUAUCGAAGAACUGGGAUACGAGGCCACGCUCAGCCAAGUAGUUGUUGUCCAACCAAACAAGCGGAAAAACAAGUCGGACACAUGGCAAGCUACAGUAGCCAUCGGCGGGAUGACUUGUGCAUCCUGCACCAACGGGAUCACGGAGGGCUUGAAGAAGCUGGAUUGGAUCGAUGAUGUUGCGGUCAACCUGCUCUCCAACAGCGCCACGGUUAAGUUCCAUGGUCAGCACAACGCGUCGAGGAUCGUUGAGGCUAUCGAAGAGCUAGGGUUUGACGCAGUUGCCGACAGUGUGAUCAGCUUGGGUGAGAAGGAGACAGAACACAACGAAAGAGCGGUGGAGAUCAGGAUAGAUGGUUUACAUUGCGAUCUUUGUCCAGCACGGGUGGUAAACUGUCUUGGUGGAUUUCGACGUCAGCUUGAGAUCAACAACCCCCCCACUCGUUCUUGGCCUGUCAUUAGGGUCACCUACGUCCCUGACGCCCCUUUUUUCACAGUCCGACAAAUCCUCGCGGCCAUCGACGCCAGCGACCCCGGCUUCAGGGCAUCCAUUUACCAUCCUCCCUCCUUGGAAGAAAGAUCCAAGCUCAUCCUACGAAAGCACCAGAGGGCCAUCUUAUAUCGGGUGAUCUUCACCGGCCUCGUCUGCAUCCCCACCUUUGUCAUUGGCAUCGUCUACAUGAUGCUGAUUCCCCACGAAAAGGCGCACACUCUCAUGAAACCCUGGACCUCUGGUAUCAACCGGGCCCAAAUCGCGCUCUUCAUCCUCGCCACCCCAGUCUACUUUGGCGCCGCCGAUGUCUUCCACAGGAGCGCCGUCAAGGAAAUCGCCACGCUAUGGCGCCGCGGCAGCAGAGUGCCGAUUCUGAAGCGCUUCUACAAAUUUGGCAGCAUGAAUACGCUCAUGUCGCUUGGCACGUCGGUGGCCUACUUUGCGUCGGUUGCUCAGAUGAUUGCUGCUGCAGCAAGCCGUGCUACCGAGACGCAUGAUGGGAACUUUUACUAUGAUACUGUGGUGUUUUUGACUUUCUUCUUGCUGCUGGGGAGGUACAUUGAGAGUUAUAGCAAGAAGAGGACGGGAGACGCGGUGGAGCUACUGGGGAGGCUGAGGCCUACCACGGCGAUAUUAGUCAGCGGGUUUGGGUCCGAGAAGGAAGGGGAUGAGGUUGUCAAGGCGGAUUUGCUUGACUUUGGGGAUGUGGUCAGGGUGCCACAUGGGGCGUCCCCGCCGAGCGAUGGCGUGGUGAUUGGUGGGGAGAGUAGCUUUGAUGAGUCGAGUUUGACGGGGGAGUCGAGGUUGGUGAAGAAGGGGGCGGGGGAUCGGGUCUUUUCGGGGACGGUCAAUAAGGGGUCGUCGAUUCUGGUGAGGAUUACAGGGGUGGCGGGCAAGUCGUUGCUGGAUCAGAUUGUCAAUGUGGUGAGGGAGGGGCAGACGAAGCAGGCCAAGAUUGAGAGAGUGGCGGAUUAUCUGACUUCGUACUUCGUGCCCGCCAUUACGGCUUUUGCGAUUUUGACGUGGAUUGUCUGGUUUUCGUUGGGGUAUGGGGGUAGGCUGCCGGAGCACUUUCUGAGCAAGACUACAGGAGGGUGGAUUGCGUUCAGCCUCCAGUUUGCAAUUGCCGUGUUUGUGGUGGCUUGUCCUUGUGGUCUUGGGCUUGCGGCUCCGACGGCAAUUUUCGUUGGGAGUGGAUUGGCGGCGAACCAUGGCAUUUUGGCCAAGGGAGGUGGUGAGGCUUUUGAGAAGGCGAGUCGGAUCGACUGUGUGGUUUUUGACAAGACGGGAACCUUGACGACGGGAGGGGAGCCCAGGAUUACCGACGCUGAGAUCCACGGUGAGGGAACACCGGAGGAGAGUACCUUUUUGGCUGCUUUGAAGGGUGUCGAGGAGAAUAGCAGCCAUCCGAUUGCCAAGGCGAUUAUCAGAUUCUGCACCAUCAACAAGGAGCUGCCCCAGGUCACAGCCGACAAUUUACAGGAGCUUCCUGGGAAGGGCAUGAAAGCGAUGUGCCAGGCUGCUGCUCCUGAGACUUCAUUUGAGCUGAUCGUUGGCAACGAGGCUCUGAUGAAGGACUUUGGUGUCGUGAUCUCACCCGAAACUUCACAGAGUCUUGAGAGGUGGAAGACGGAGGCCAAGUCUAUCGCUCUGGCUGCCACCAAGUUGCCCUCUUCCGGUUGGACACUCGCUGCCGCUCUCUCCAUCUCGGAUCCCGUUCGCCCGGAAGCCAAGGUUGUCAUCGCCGCUCUUCAAGAGUCUGGCACACGCGUCUGGAUGCUGUCCGGUGACAAUCCUACCACCGCCACCGCCGUCGCCCGACAACUCGGGAUCCCCGCAGACCAAGUCAUCGCCGGCGUCCUCCCAGCGGGAAAAGCCGACCAGAUCAAGUACCUCCAGUCCACCGUCAAGGCCCGCAGGGGUACAAACUCCGAGUCCUCCACUGAACGCGCCAUGAUCGCCAUGGUAGGAGAUGGCAUCAACGACAGCCCCGCCCUCGCCACAGCCGACGUGGGCAUCGCCAUCGGCUCAGGCUCAGACGUAGCCAUCAGCAGCGCCGACUUUGUGCUUGUCAAGUCGGACCUCAAGACGGUGGUGACGCUGCUGGAUCUGUCGAGGGUGGUGUUUAGGAGGAUCAAGUUCAAUUUUGGGUGGGCGAUUGUGUACAACACGGUCAUGAUCCCGGUGGCGGCGGGGGUGUUUUAUCCGAUUGUGAGCCAGGGGAAGCAUGUUAGUCUGGACCCUGCGUGGGCGGCGUUGGCGAUGGCGUUGAGUAGUAUUAGUGUCGUGUUGAGUUCUUUGGCGUUGAGGUGGAGGUGGUUGGGGUUUAGAGAGAGGAGGUUUGUUGUUGGGGAGUAG